This is a messenger RNA of Echinops telfairi (small Madagascar hedgehog), 2743 nucleotides long. RefSeq names its product chloride channel accessory 1 (gene CLCA1). Bases 1 to 2730 code for a protein of 909 amino acids. NCBI's taxonomy places the organism in Eukaryota, Metazoa, Chordata, Mammalia, Afrosoricida, Tenrecidae. The record is from RefSeq and is a predicted model, not a curated record. Gene Ontology annotation, biological process: chloride transport. The transcript has 14 exons. Gene Ontology annotation, molecular function: intracellularly calcium-gated chloride channel activity.
AUGGGCUCGUUUAAGGCUUCUCUCUUCAUCUUGGCCCUUGAUCUUCUAGUAGGGGUCCUGAGCAACUCGCUAAUUCAGUUGAAUAAUAAUGGCUAUGAAGGUAUUGUCAUUGCCAUUGACCCCAAUGUGCCAGAAGAUGAAACCCUCAUUCAACACAUAAAGGACAUGGUAACCCAGGCAUCUCCAUACCUGUUUGAAGCAACAGAAAAAAGAUUUUAUUUCAAAACUGCAGCCAUUUUGAUUCCGGAAAAAUGGAAGACAAAGCCGGAGUAUGUGAGACCAAAACUUGAAACGUUCAAAAAUGCCGAUGUUCUAGUUGCUGUCCCUAACCCCCCGGGUGAAGAUACGCCCUACACUGAGCAGAUAGGAAAUUGUGGAGAAAAGGGUGAAAAGAUUUACUUCACUCCUGACUUCCUGGCAGGGAAAAAGUUGCUUCAGUAUGGACCACAAGGAAGGUCAUUUGUCCAUGAAUGGGCUCAUUUCCGAUGGGGAGUAUUUGAUGAAUACAAUAACGAUGAAAAGUUCUACUUAUCCAAGUCCAAUGCACCUGAAUUUGUUUCCAGGUGUUCGGGAGCUAUCACGGGUAAAAAUGUCAUAAAGAAGUGUCAAGGCGGCAGCUGUAUCACCAGAGCAUGUAGGCCGGACAGAGUGACAGGGAAGUACGAAGAGGGCUGCGAGUUUGUACCCAACGAACAGCAGGUUGAGAAGGCUUCCAUAAUGUUCGACCAGAGUAUUAAAUCUGUGGUUGAAUUCUGUACAGAAAAAAAUCACAACAAAGAAGCUCCCAACCAGCAGAACCACAAGUGCAAUCUGCGAAGCGUGUGGGAAGUGAUCCGGGAUUCGGAGGACUUUCAGAAGACCACGCCUAUGAACACGCAGCCGCCCACGCCCACCUUCUCCCUGCUGCAGAUCGGACAGAGAAUUGUGUGUCUAGUACUUGAUAAGUCUGGAAGCAUGGCGACCGGUGACCGCCUGAACCGACUGAAGCAAGCAGGCAAGCUUUUCCUGCUGCAGACAGUUGAGCAGGGGUCCUGGGUGGGGAUGGUGGCAUUUGACAGCGCUGCCCACAUAACAAGUGAGCUCCGGCAAAUCCAGAGCAGCGCGGACCGAGAUGCUCUCAUCGCCAGCUUACCCACUGUGGCUGCAGGAGGCACUUCCAUCUGCACCGGCCUUCGCUCGGCAUUUACCGUGAUCAGAAGGAAAUACCCAACAGAUGGAUCUGAAAUCGUGCUGCUGACCGAUGGGGAAGACAACACUAUAAGUGGGUGCUUUAACGAGGUGAAACAGAGUGGCGCCAUCAUUCACACCGUUGCCCUGGGUCCCUCUGCAGCCAAAGAACUAGAAGAACUGUCCAAAAUGACAGGAGGCUUGCAGACGUAUGCUUCGGAUCAAGCUCAGAACAACGGCCUCAUAGACGCGUUUGGGGCCCUUUCGUCAGGAAAUGGCGCUCUCUCCCAGCGCUCCAUCCAGCUCGAGAGUAAAGGGUUGGCCCUCAAAACGAACCAGUGGAUGAAUGGCACAGUGAUUGUGGACAGCACCGUGGGAAAGGACACUUUGUUUCUUGUCACCUGGACAACACAGCCUCCUCACAUCCUCCUCUGGGAUCCCAGUGGAAAGAAACAAGAUGGCUUUGUGGUGGACUCCCAGUCCAAAAUGGCUUACCUCCAAAUCCCGGGCACUGCGAAGGUUGGUGUUUGGAAUUACAGUCUGCAAGCAAGCUCACAAACCCUGACGUUGACAGUGACUUCUCGCCCAUCAAGUGCUACCAUCCCUCCAAUCACAGUAACCUCCAAAAUGAACAAAGACAUAGGCAAAUUCCCCAGCCCUAUGGUGGUUUAUGCAAAUAUUCGCCAAGGAGCCAGGCCCAUCCUCAGAGCCACUGUCACAGCCCUCAUUGAAUCAGCGAAUGGGAAAACAGUCAGCUUGGAAUUAUUGGACAAUGGAGCAGGUGCUGAUGCUACUAAGAAUGAUGGUGUCUACUCAAGGUAUUUCACAGCUUAUGAUACAAAUGGAAGAUACAGUUUAAAAGUGCGGGCUCUGGGAGGAGUGAAUGCAGCCAGACAGGUGCCAAAUGGUGCCUGGUACAUCCCUGGCUCGAUUGAGAAUGGUAAAAUUAAAUGGAAUCCACCAAGACCUGAAAGCAAUAAGAAUGAUCUUCAAGGCAAACAAGUGUGUUUCACCAGAACAUCCUCUGGGGGCUCAUUUGUGGCUUCUGGGGUUCCAGCGUCUCCUACAUCGGAUCUUUUCCCGCCAUGUAAAAUCACCGACCUGAGGGCAAAUAUCCAAGGGGGCAGGCUCAUUAAUCUGACUUGGACAGCUCCUGGCGAUGAUUACGACCACGGGAGAGCUCGCAGGUAUAUUAUUCGAAUAAGUACCAGUAUUCUUGAUCUGAGAGACAAGUUUGACAACUCUCUUCAAGUGAAUACUACUGACCUGAUCCCAAAAGAAGCCUCCGCCAAAGAAGUGUUCGCGUUUCAUCCAGAAAACAUCACCUUCGAGAAUGGCACGGAUCUCUUCAUAGCAGUCCAGGCUGUUGAUGAAGUCAAUCUGAAGUCGGAAAUAUCCAACAUUGCACAAGUAUCUUUGUUCAUUCCUCCACAGACUCCUCCAGAGACACCUCGUCCUUCUGUCCCUUGUCCUGACAUCAGUAUCAAUAGCACAAUCCCAGGCAUUCAUAUUCUAAAAAUUGUGUGGAAGUGGAUAGGAGAAUUGCAGAUAGGCUUGAACUGAGCUUCUAUGAGGU